GAAGUAUCGGCAUGCCAGCUGUAAAGCUUCACGUGUCUGUGACAUACAGUGAAUGGAAGGAUGGCACACCGGGUGUGGUCUCCUUCCAAAAAGGGUUAAGAAUAGCUGAGAUCCUGGCGCAGGAGGAGCAGGAACCAUUGUGGGCCACUGGGGACACACCGGAAGUGGAAUCCGAAUUUCAUGACUUAUUGGCAUUUUACGGCUAUGACAAUUCAGACUGUUUAUCAGACAGUGAAGUAGAUAAUACUCAACCUGAAGCCACACAGCCUAUUGGUUUUCUACAACCGGAGCAAGUAUCCACUGAACCUACACAGAUGUCUCCCUCCUUGACUUCAGGGGGGUCCACUGAACUCUCCCCAUGCUUUGCUGACUCUCCAGAUGACUGGACAGUGGAGUCUGAAAUGAGAGCCGAGGAGGCUAUGUUUGGAUCUGAGCCUCAGCUACCAUAUCUAAGAUACACUCCAACAGGUGGGAGAGAUUCUCAGGAAAAGGAUCAGCUGCUUUGGGAUCCAAAUGUCUUACCAGAAAGAGAAGUGGAGAAUUACCUUAGUUUGGCAGCAGAGUAUCAACACGGAGCUGGGGGAAGAUAUAGCCAAGAGAAAGGAAAUGUCAGGGAUAAUGAGCAGGCUCUCUAUGAAUUGGUGAAAUGCAGAUUUAACACAGAUGAGGCUCUACGAAGGCUGUCUUUUAAUGUCAAGGUUGUUCAAGGCCAUCUGUGUGCAUGGAGUGAGGAUGAAUGUCGAAGUUUUGAGCAAGGAUUUCGAGUCUAUGGUAAAAACUUCCAUCUUAUCCAGGCCAACAAGGUCCGUACACGCUCAGUGGGGGAGUGUGUACAGUACUACUACACCUGGAAGAAGUCUGAGCGCUAUGAGCAUUUCACCCAGAGUCGCCUGGGUAGGAGAAAGCAGCUGAUGAACACUACGUCACUGGAGUAUGUAUGUGAAGUGCCAAAUUUGGAGUGUCCAUUUGGAUUGCGGGAAUCUGCACUCAGGAAAGAUGGUAUAGCUGGCUCUAAGCAGAAUUCUUCUUCUCCGAGCACUGCCUGCUCCUCUGAUAAAGGUCAGCUUACUUGUAGACUGCACACCCAUUCUUCUUCCAACCAGGAGGAUCAUCCGGAGCCCCUUCCGAUCAGCAGUGAAAAUAUCAAUCUGGAUCUGUGCCCUCCAGAAUUGCCGGUAUUGCCUGAUGUCAGAAAAGACCAUCCUUUGGAAACAUUUAAUAUGGCUGACUUGUCCCUUCCUGGCUUUAUGUCAAGACCAUCUAUAUUUUGUACCAAUCAACUUUCGCCCUGAUUUUCCACCUUUCAAUUUAAAUAAAGACAAGGCUGUAUUGGACCACUUGAUGUGUCCACUAUUGCUUCACCAGUUACUUGUGUUCCUAUCAGCUGAUUUUUGGAAUCUCAGGAAGACAUACCUAACAGUACCAGACAUUUUGGAGGAUUUGCUAUUUGAAGUAUUGAGUUGGUGACAUAUACAGGAACUAGAUCUGUACAGUAUGCUCUUUUUAUUUAAUUGUAUUUUUUGUAUGAAUUCGCAAUUGACCUUUGAAAUUGCACACUAGAGGUGACUUGCACAAUAUGACAGUUUACUAUACUAGGAUUUACAUGUUUUUUUUUUGUUACACAUUCCACAUCUUCAGUCUAUCAAUUUAAACACAUUGGGGCAGAUUUACUAAAACUGUCUAACUGUCUUAGACAAUAUAAAUGCGCCAGAUGUAUCACAGUGGCUCAGGCUGAUUUUUGUUCAUUUGGUUUCUUUUUAGCCUAAGUUUAGCCCAGCAACUAUGAGUUGGCUUUAACUGUGCCAGAAUUUUUGCACAAUUUUAAUACUUGAUGUUGCAUUGUAAACCACACCCCUUUAAUGCCACACCUUUUUGUUGGUCACACUGGAUAAAACACAUAAUAAAUGUAAUGCACAGCAUAUACACCAAUUUUUUUAUUUUUUUUUAAUGAAAAUUGUGCCAGAAUUUUAGCACAUUAUGAAUAGUUAAUCUAUCCCAUUACCUUCAUCAUCCAUAUUUAAACCUUUGUUUUUAGGCCUGCUGACAAUUCUGACAUGUGUCUAGUACAUGUAUUGGGCCUGGUUUGUUUACAGUUUAGUUUAGUUUUUUUUAGUUUUUUGGCUACUGCCAUUUUGUAGUUGCCAGCCAUCUUAGCAGACUUGCUUUCUUGGACUGCAAUAUUUACACUGUCUGGGCUCAGACCCUUUUGAUAUAUGAGGAGAUGGCCAGUGAAAGAUAAAGCCAUUAGUUACAUUAAGUAGACUAAGCAGAACUUUUCUUUUAUUUGAAGUGCUGCUAGUCAUCCAUGCCUUUCUGUACAUUUCGAUAAAACCUCUGGUUCAUGUACCUCAAUUGACUGAAUAAUUUUUCAGCACCAUUUACGUUAUAAAAUUUAUAUAUUUUUUUUGUUUGUUUUUUUUUCAAAAUAUUCAUAAAGUAAUACAAGCAUACAAUAUUGUUGUACAUAUUUACUAUACAUUACAUUGCUUAAUUGUAAGAUAUAUAUGCAUAUAUUGUUUGCCUAUUUAAACUUCUUUUUUUCAUUCAAGCUGCGUCCAUGUAGGUUAUUCUAGGGACCCAUAACCCUUUUAUGAAACUAUUUUCCAGCCAGCACAGUGCAAAUUUUUGCACAGAUUUCAUUUAUGUACUUGCAAAAUGUAAUGUUUGUCUUGUUUAUCACUUUGUUUCAAUCCAUUUAGAUUGUUUUUUUUUUUUUAAGUAAACAGAGAUUACAGUACUUUACAAUUAACUAUACAGACUCCAAACAUGAAUAAAAAUUUGUAAAUACAGAAAUAAGGUCUCAGAUG
Messenger RNA from Hyla sarda, 2807 nucleotides. RefSeq names its product MIER family member 2 (gene MIER2). Lineage: Eukaryota; Metazoa; Chordata; Amphibia; Anura; Hylidae. Gene Ontology annotation, molecular function: histone deacetylase binding; transcription corepressor activity. Gene Ontology annotation, cellular component: nucleoplasm. The record is from RefSeq and is a predicted model, not a curated record. Gene Ontology annotation, biological process: negative regulation of transcription by RNA polymerase II. The transcript has 12 exons. The coding region runs from base 12 to 1292 and encodes 426 amino acids.